AUGCCAAAAAGGAGGUGUGUUUUUGCUCCUAAUUUAAAAUCCGAAUUUCAUUUUUUAAAAGAUGCUGAUGAAGUUGGAAAAGUGUUUUGUACAAUAUGUAAAUCGGUAUUUUCUAUAGAACACGGUGGACUUUCAGAUAUAAAACACCAUACCACAAAAGUGAAAAAACAUGUAUUGGCGUUAUCAGCUGCAUAAAAAAAUAAAUAAACUUCUUUUUUUUUAAAAGAGUAAUCCGAGUGGAUCCACUGACGAAAGUAGACGUACCGCGUGGAUUGCACAUAAUCUCUUUUAAAACAAAUUUAUAAUAAAAAAUUCACUUGUGCUCGAACUAAGGCUGAAUCGAUUGUUUUAAAUGUGCUAGCUCCUUCGCCAUGCAACAGAUUUGUAAGGAAUUAGAAAAUAUGAAUUUUACUAUAAUCAUGAUAGAUACUGCUAACCAUAAAAAUCUGAAAAUCGUACCCAUUUUAAUACGUUAUUUUAANCAAUACUAACUUUGGAGGUGUUUUACGAAUAGGAACAAAAAUUGUUUUUUCAAUUUUAAAUAAUAAUUUAAAAACGAAUAUUUAUGGCAUAGGUUGCGCUGCUCAUAUUUUGCAUAACGCAAUUCAAUCAAGUGCUGAUGUGUUACCUAUUGAUGUAGAAAUUAUAGUGAACAAAAUUUUUCAAUUUUUUCAUAUCUAUACAGUUCGAGUUGAACAUUUGAAAGAGUUUUGCGAAUAUGCAAAUGUCGAAUAUAAAAAUAUACUUGGAAGUGUAAAAACUCGUUGGCUAUCUUUAUUACCGGGCAUAACAAGAAUUAUUGAUAUUUACCCAGGUUUAAAAUUAUACUUCGAAGAACAGGAAAAGUGUCCAACAAUUUUAAAAUCUUUUUUUAAUGAUCCUAUAUCUAAAGUAUGGUUUUAUUUUUUGCAAAGCCAAUUAAAAGUUGUUUGUAAUACUGUGAUAAAAAUAGAAGGAGAUAAAAAAUCAACAUGUAAAGUUGCAGAGGAAUUAAAGAUUUUGGUUGAAAAAAUAAAAAAUAGAAAAAAUCAAAAUUUUCUUACAUCAAAUAUUUUAUCGAUGUUAAAUGAUUUGAAAAACAAUAAUAUGUAUGAUCAAAACUCAUUCAAAAAAAGUACUGAUCUAUUUUAUAAUACUUUUUUAUCUUACAUAGAAAAAUGGGGUUGCCAUUUUGACGAGUUAAAAGUAUUUCGUUAGGUUCAAUUAAUAAAUUGCCCUACUUGGGAAAAUGUUCAAAAAUGUUUCCGAUUUCUUAUAGAAAAAAACCAAAAUAAUUCGAACUUAAAACUGGAUGAAGAUCAUUUAUCUGAUUUAAUUCAGUCAUGUUGAACAAGUUUUUCAAUCACGAAUAAAUGAAUGGUAAAAAAGUUCAGUUAAAUUGGAAGUUAAGUGGUGUGAAAUAUUUGAGUACACUAAAGCUCAUAACAUUGACACAACUAACAUAUCAGCAAUUUUAGAAUAUGCUUUAGCAAUGCCGGGUACAAAUGCUGCAAUAGAAAGGAUUUUUUCUACCAUUAAUGUCUUAUGGNUCGAACUUAAAACUGGAUUAAGAUCAUUUGUUUGAUGGAAUCAGUCAUAUUGAACAAGUUUUUCAAUCACGAAUAAAUGAAUGGCAAAAAAGUUCAGCUAAAUUGGAAGUUAAGUGGUGUGAAAUAAUUGAGUACACUAAAGCUCAUAACAUUGACACAACUAACAUAUCAGCAAUUUUAGAAUAUGCUUUAGCAAUGCCGGGUACAAAUACUGCAGUAGAAAAGAUUUUUUCUACCAUUAAUGUCUUAUGGACGGACGAAAAAAAUCGUUUUUUAGUUGAAACUAUAAAAUCAAUUAUCGAUAACGAUGUUGGUAAUUGA
Messenger RNA from Cinara cedri, 1850 nucleotides. NCBI's taxonomy places the organism in Eukaryota, Metazoa, Arthropoda, Insecta, Hemiptera, Aphididae. The record is from the annotation of a GenBank genome assembly.